Messenger RNA from Cloeon dipterum, 1304 nucleotides. RefSeq names its product nufip (gene Nufip). Gene Ontology annotation, biological process: box C/D snoRNP assembly. Gene Ontology annotation, cellular component: nucleus. The record is from RefSeq and is a predicted model, not a curated record. NCBI's taxonomy places the organism in Eukaryota, Metazoa, Arthropoda, Insecta, Ephemeroptera, Baetidae. The transcript is spliced from 6 exons. The coding region runs from base 134 to 1207 and encodes 357 amino acids.
CCUCGUGUUGUGUGUAGUGGUUGUCUGGUUGUGAUUGUUUUGUGAUUUAUAAAUUUUGCGUUCUGGAUUCGCAUGAGGUGCACGUGAUACCAACUGGGUUCUAGAACUCAAAUUUUCUUUUAAAUUGCGAAAAAUGUCGUUCCCGCACCUGAGAGCUGUUCCUCCGCCACCACCACCGCCCUUAAAUUCCCAUUACACCUUGCCAACUUUCGCUCUUCCUCCAGUGCAGUAUUUUGGGCUUCCUAAUCCUGCAAGAGGCAGAGCGCAAAACAGAGGCAGAGGUCGUGGUUGGUGUCGGAAACUUCCAAAUGCCAAUGUUUACAAUAACAAUAAUCAAAAUAAAGGAAAUAAUGGAACCAAAUUUGGAGGAAAUGGAAAUGCAGGGAAAAAGCCGACUUGUGACAACUGCGAUCGAUGCUUUUCCUCUCCUCAAGAGCUAGCAGAGCACGUGUCUCAGCACCAAAUCUGUGGACAAGAAGGGUGCACCUUUUCUGCUCACCCAAAAGUUGUUGCUAAACACAUUGAAGUGCAGCAUAAGAGUGGUUUAUAUGCUCGAAUGAAAAAGGAAGCUGACGAUUGGAUUGAAGCGCGAAAAAAGAAAUACCCCACUAAAGACAAUAUUGCUAAGAAAAUUGAAGCGCGUGAUGAGAGAAUGGCGAGAGGGGAAAGAAUCUCAAAACCGAACUCAAGAUUUGCCGCCAGAGGCCGCAAAAAUGGGUGGUCAAGACCCGCACGGAAUCACCCUUAUGGAAAGCCAGCUCAAAAUGAACCUAUUCCAGAUCAACCUGCACCCAAGCUACCUGACUCAAGUCAAAGUGAACCUGACCAAGUAGUGACUAAGUCUGAACUGCCUGCCAAAGAGGAGCAGGCUGUGAUAAAUAAUCCCCUUGCAAGCUUGGUAGGCCAGUACAACUCUGACAACGAAGACAGUGAUCAAGACUCGCCUCCUGAGGAGGCACCAGUCAGCCGUGAAUUGAGUGGUCCACCGCUACCUCAACUGAUUAAGGAAGUGAAUCACAUCCCUGUCGUUAGCAAGGUCCCUCCUAAGCUAAACCGACCUCGCAUUGACCCUAGAGUGCAAUUCAAGAAGAGGAAUCGACCACCAACUUUACUCAGAAAGUUGCUUGAGCCUGAAAUAAGGCGAGAAAGAAAUAUGAUCCUUCAGUGUGUCCACUAUGUGGUCAAAAAUAAUUUUUUCAAAAAGUGAAACUUUGACAUCUUCUCUUGUUAAGAGCAAACAUACUACCUGUUAAACAUGUGUAGGAAUCAUCUGAAACUAAAUAAAGGCAUAUAUUGCAAGGUAA